Postia placenta MAD-698-R-SB12 is the source of this 660-nucleotide messenger RNA. RefSeq lists its product as hypothetical. NCBI's taxonomy places the organism in Eukaryota, Fungi, Basidiomycota, Agaricomycetes, Polyporales, Adustoporiaceae. The transcript has a single exon. Bases 1 to 660 code for a protein of 219 amino acids. The record is from RefSeq and is a predicted model, not a curated record.
AUGUCCUCGUCUUCCUCUCUUUCUCCUCCACCACGCAUGCAUUCGCCCCAGCCUAUCCAGGCUCCACUGCCCUCUCCCCCAAUCCUCCCUAGACGAUCGUCUCGCAACCGCCUUCACCUCCCUGCGCACCCGGAAGACCCUCCUAUCCCACCGCGUCUUAUCGGCUCGCCGCUCCUCAAGAAAAUGACCGUCAGGCCCGACGAGCCUCAUCUCCUCAGCACAAAGGCGCAAUCAGAGCUCUGGAUCGAUGGUGAUGAGUUUGGCACACGGCGAAGGCAGAGCGCGUCGCCCAUGGCGUCCCCGCCGCUAUCGACAUCGCCGUCCUCGCCCCGGUACGGCCACCGCCGCUCGUCCUCUAUAGUCGGCGCCAACCGCUCCCGCUCGCACUCUCCGCCUCCUACGCCCGCGCUCGCGAGCCCGCCACCACCCGUACCGCCCAUCCCCUCAUUCGCGCUCGCCACUCCUGGCGCCAAGCGGUCCGUCGUACGCUCGCCACCUGCACACCGCACCCAGAUCCAAAUCCCCAAUCUGGACCUCGCACCCCAGUACACGCUGACCUCGCCUUCGAAGUCAAACAGGUGGGCCCGCCCCAAACCUUACUCCCAGGCGCGUGUUGAACUCUCGGUGUUCCAUAGCAGCCCACGACGGGUGGCGGCGUGA